Molecule: messenger RNA, 1260 nt
Organism: Stegastes partitus (bicolor damselfish)
Lineage: Eukaryota; Metazoa; Chordata; Actinopteri; Pomacentridae
Exons: 4
Coding region: 174-995 (273 amino acids)
Source: RefSeq, a predicted model, not a curated record
GACGCUCCCUGCACUCACGUGACUUCUUGUAAUUGUAGGGGAGAAACUGAAAGUUAAAAAAAAAAAAAAAAAAAAAAAGUCUUGCUGCUGGAGUGAAGGCAACAGAGCAGCAGAUUCAUUCCUGAAGCCGCACAGGGAAGAAAUCUGUGGACGCAGAGCUCAUCUGAUCCAACAUGACUACGCGGAGUGAGAACGAGAAAGAAUACGACCCCAGAGACACGACACUGAGAUUUGUUAACAGACCGGAUGAUCUGGAUCCACUACCCUCAGAGGAUGGAGACCAGGGCCUCUGUGCAGAGAUGUCCUGCGGACACGCCGUCAGACCGGAGUCUCUCACUGCGUGGUGUCGCAGCCUGCUGGAUCAGGGCCAGUACAAGUUUAAGUGCCCCGCUUUAAAACCUGGAACCACGCAAAGGUGCAAUGCAGACUGGCCUUAUCAAGAGAUGCGCAGGCUGGCAGUGCUGACGGCUGAGGAGAUGCAGUACUUUGAAGAGAACAUCGCACGUCUGGCUGCCACAGAAUACUGUGAAUUUAAAACAUGCCCUGGUUGCAAAACCUAUGUGGAGAGAGAGGACCUGACCAACCUGAGCACGCAGUGCACAGUGUGCACAGCAGACAAGAAGAAAGUCUACCAGUUCUGCUGGCAGUGUUUGAAUCCGUGGAAAGGUUUAGCUCCACGCUCCGAUCGCUGCGACAACGACGGCUGCAUCAACCACGACCUCGAGCUUCUCAAGACUUGUAAGACUACCGACCUCCCUCAGGUGCAGGGGGUCACCGACUGCCCCUCCAUCCGGGCCUGUCCCACCUGUGGUCAGAGGGUGGAGCACGACAAAUCGGGCUGCAAGAACAUCAUCUGCCCUCGCUGUCAGAUUGAGUUCUGCUUCGUGUGCCUGAAGCUCACGCCCGAGUGCCUGAAGACGAGCUCUUACUUCAUCCCCUGCAGUGACGGUGUGGCUCCCAGACAGACGUCCAUACCUGUGUGGCGCAGAAACUAAGAGGAAAGAUGCACACAUGGCUUCUCAUGAUGUAUUUCUGCAGCUAUCUUCUGUCAUACUAGACUUCUGAGUGUUAUUGUGAAACAGAGUUACAGGUCUGCUAGUUCAGUGGUAUUAACCAAGAUCUGCUGUGUUCCCUUAUUAUGCUCUGUAAUAAACAGUUUCAAAACUGGCACUAAAUCUUGUUCAUUGACAACUGAUCUUUGUUCAAUGAUAGUUAAUCAUUAGUAACUGCAUCUCUUAAUAAAGACCCUUUUAAAAUCAA